AUGGGCAGCGAUACCAUGGAGGACAUAUCUGGAUCCUUACAGAAGCUUGAUUUUCAUCAUCCCUACACCCCAUACCAUGUUCAAGAGCAAUUCAUGCGGACUGUGUACAAUGUUCUGGAAGCAGGCAAUGGCCAAGUCGGCAUUCUUGAAAGCCCUACCGGCACAGGGAAGUCAUUGUCUCUCAUCUGCGCAACACUAACCUGGCUUCGCGCCUACAAGUCCUCCCGCAACGAAGUUGCUCUUUCUGAAGCCACGUCCAACAUCCAAGACGAGCCCGAAUGGAUCAUUGACCAGAUGCUUGCGCAGAAGCGCGACGAACUGGUGCGUAAAUGGGAAGACCGUGAAAAGCGGCUUGAGCAGCUUCGUAUCAAGGAGAAGGCUGUUGAGACCCGCGUUCACAAGCGUAGGCGACUUGAAGAGCGGCCCACCGGGCGCGAAUCUGAUGACGAAGACGCCGCAUUCCUCUUGCAAGACACCGAAACUCCUGGCAGUCGCCAUACCGAUGCACUCUCGGGUUUGAGUAAAGAGUCGCGUGAAAUCCUGGGCAGGUUCGGUAUUGGCGGUUCCACAAGUGCAGAAACGCCCGUGGCAGAGCAACUGAUGGAAGAAGACAUCAAGCAACAAAAGUCCAGCCAAAAGUGCCCUUUUGUGCCGAAGGAUGAGCUGCUAUCCCAGACGCAUGAGUUCCGAGACUCAGCACUGGCUUCUAUGCCUGAUAUCGAGGACUUACAUCAGCUUGGCAAGUCUCUCGGUGUUUGCCCGUACUAUGCCUCAAGAACAGCGUUGCCGGGUGCUGAAAUUAUUACGCUACCAUACCCUCUACUCCUCCAGAAAAGUGCCCGAGAUGCGCUCGGCAUCAAGCUGGAUGGGAAUGUGGUCGUCAUUGACGAGGCGCAUAAUAUCAUGGACGCAAUAGCCAAUGUUCAUGCCGCCGAUAUACGCUUGAGCGACAUGAAACGGGCAAAGGGCAUGCUGGGCGUCUACGUCAGGCGUUUCGGCAAGAAACUCGGCGGAGUCAACCGCGUCAACGUCGGACGCGUGGGCAGGAUCAUUGAGGGCUUGUCCGAAUGGAUGCAACAGGCCACGCAACUCAAGCAAGACAAUGGUAUCGUGGAUGCCAACGACUUGACCCGUCACAAAGGUAUCGAUCAGAUCAACAUGUUUCAGUUGGUCAAGUACAUCCAUGAAUCCAAAUUAGCCUUCAAGAUUGAGAGCUACGUCGCGCACGUGGAGAGCGAAAUUGAUCCAAAAGGCAUCAUAAGGUCCAGCACGCCAGUGCUCCAUAGCCUGGUAUCGUUCUUGGUAGCGUUGACCAACCUGAACUCAGAGGGUCGGAUAUUCUUUGAACGGACGGCAGAAGAUGUCAAAUUGUCAUACUUGCUCCUUUCGCCGACACACGCGUUCUCUUCCAUCGCCGACAAUGCUCGCGCGGUCAUUCUGGCAGGCGGGACAAUGUCCCCCUUUGACGACUACGAGAACCACCUAUUUCCAUCGUUGGCGAAGGAGAAAGUCACAACCCUGAGUUGCGACCACGUCAUCCCACCCGAAAACCUGUGCGUUCGAAUACUCGCUCAAUCUCGACCUGGUAAACCAGAAUUCGAGUUCAGCUUCCAGAAGCGUAGCGAUCACGACAUGAUCACACAGCUUGGUCUUGCUGUCGUCAACGCCUGCUCCAUCAUUCCUGAUGGUGUGGUGAUCUUCUUCCCCAGCUAUGGAUAUUUGGAUGAGGUUGUCAGCGUGUGGCAGCAGAAUGACAACGGACAAUCUAUAUGGUCUCGCCUCGAGUCCCGCAAAGCCCUGUUUCGGGAGGCCAAAGGGACCUCAAGCGACGAGAUGCUCACUGCGUACACUGAUGCAAUCAUUGGCACCAGCAACACGGGCAGGGGAGCUGUGCUGCUCAGUGUCGUUGGGGGUAAGAUGUCCGAAGGCAUCAAUUUCUCGGAUCGCCUUGGACGUUGUGUCAUGGUUAUUGGCCUGCCCUAUCCGAAUAUCGCCUCCCCGGACUGGAAGGCAAAACUCGAGUACAUUGAGUCAACGACUUACAAGCAGCUCAUAGGCAAAGCCAUACUCCCGAGUGAGGCGCGCACACUAGCCAAGGCGUCGAGUCGCGACUUCUACGAAAACGCCUGUAUGCGCGCUGUCAACCAGAGCAUUGGUCGCGCAAUCCGCCAUCAGGGUGACUAUGCUGCCAUCAUUCUUGUUGACAAGCGCUUUGGUAGCGAGAGAAUCCAUGGCAAAUUGCCAGGCUGGAUCCGCAACGGCAUGGACAAGUCGAAUAAGGACAAGAAUCUCGGUGAGCUGAUGAGUUCUGUGGGCACAUUCUUUCGCAACCGGAACUUUGCCCUCGGUCGGCCUGUUCAAGUCACCAUGACUGACGUGGAGCAAGGAAAGAUGCUCACGGGCAGGCAAUCGCACUCUCGGGUGGCUGAGGAGGGCAUUACCCACUUGCGUAAGCCGACAUCGCGCACGUCAGAUAUCUUCGAGAGGAUCGAAAAGAUCUUGAUGAAGGGGCGUGUAGAGGCCAAGGGUAUCCAUCCUGUCCCAGUGGAAGAUCGCACGUCGACGAGAUACUGGAAUAUCUUCACCGUCUGGUGCUCCAUGAACACCAACAUCCUUGGUGUUUUGUUUGGACUCUUGGGUCCUCAGGUGUACGGCCUCAGUCUUCGAGACUCUGCCUUGGUCAUUCUCUUCUUCUGCAUACUUUCAACGUGCGCGCCAGCGUAUCUAGCAACUCUCGGGCCCAAGACUGGCAUGAGACAGAUGAUCCAAGCACGGUACAGCUUUGGACGCUACCUCGUCUCGAUACCAGUGCUGCUCAACCUGGCGACGCUGACUGGUUUCAUUAUCAUUAUCUGUGUCAUUGGCGGCCAGUGUCUAUCCGCCAUCUCGGACGGCUACCUGACGCCAAACGCCGGCAUCGUCAUUAUCUCGCUCCUGGGACUUCUCAUCUCAUUCUGCGGAUUCCGAGUACUGCAUUAUUACGAGACCUACGCCUUCAUCCCAGCCGUGAUUACAAUCGCCAUCGCGGCUGGCUGUGGAGGAAGCGAUCUCAAGAAGCAGGCAGAACCCCCGAGCCCAGGUGCUGGGCAAUACGUCACGUACGGCAUGGUUGUCGCCAGUUACAUGAUUCCCUGGGCCGCGAUUGCGAGCGACCUCACGACGUACUUUGACCCUCAGGUGCCCUCGUGGCGGGUGUUCGCUUACACUUGGUCUGGUCUCGCCCUGCCCACAAUCCUCCUUAUGACGUUGGGCUCCGCCAUCGCCGGUGCCCUGCCCAAUGUGCCCGAGUGGCAGACAGCCUACGACGAGAAUCUUGUCGGCGGCAUCUUGGCUGCCAUGCUGAAACCGACUGGUGGCUUUGGCAAAUUCGUCGUUGCCGUGUUGGCGCUGACGCUCCUCGGCAACACCGCAGGCACAAUGUACGCCAUCACGCUCAACUUUCAAACCCUGGUCCCUUGGGCCGUCAGGAUCCCUCGAUAUGUGUUCGCCGUCGUCGUCACCGCAAUCAUUAUCCCAGUCGCCGUGCGCGUGGUCUCGGCCAACCUCCUGCUGAGCCUCGAGAACUUCAUUGCGCUUAUCGGUUACUGGUCAGCAGCGUAUACGGGCAUCGCCGUCGUGGAACAUGUCGUAUUCCGCAGAAAGUAUUUCAGCAAGUCGGGCAAGGUCCCCUAUCCUGAGGCGUACGACCAUGCCGUCUGGAGCCAGGCGAGCAAGCUACCCACGGGCCUGGCAGCCAUUGGAGCCGCCCUCCUAAGCUCCUCUCUGACCAGGAGAGGCGCUCAGAUCUGCACCCAUGGGUUCAGCAGCAUCCGCAUCAGCUUCCGCCGCCCCUCAGGCCUGCAUCGGCUUCUGGAGGCCGCAGCAACCCAAGGAGCCCGGGACAUUGACUGGGCCGCUCUUGGGCUGGACUGUUUUGGCACGCAGCUUGUCGUACAGGAGCAGCAGCAGCAACUACCGGACGACUUUGGACUUGUGCUGGGGUCCCACGAUACCUUGGCGUCCAACUUGGAGCAGGACCCUUUGGACCUGCUCUUUGCAGAUACCGAAAUGACGGGGGUUCUGAAUCAGCAUUCAGAGUCGGGAGACCAUCUCUUCAACCGACUUCUUAAUCACAGUCCCCAGGAAUUUCCUCCUUCAUCAGGCGCCAAUAAUACGCAGGCUACCACACCAGCCAUCCCAUCCACUCAGGUUGCUACCACCAACACGACCACCUCCACGUCUCCUUCUCACUCAUCCACCUCGGAGUCCAACACCAAGCCCACACUAGAUCAAGACCCCACUGCCAAACGUCAGCGUAACACUAUGGCUGCUCGUCGUUACCGUCAACGCCGUCUGGAUCGGUUAGCCGAGCUAGAGAAGAAGUUGGAGGAGAUGACGAGUGAGCGCGACGAUCUACGCGUCAAGUUAGCUAGGCGGGAAGCAGAGUGUGGUGCUCUUCGAGAGGUGCUCGGUUCGAAAAAAUGA
Messenger RNA from Emericellopsis cladophorae, 4464 nucleotides. Its product is annotated as ATP-dependent RNA helicase chl1. Gene Ontology annotation, biological process: nucleobase-containing compound metabolic process; establishment of sister chromatid cohesion; regulation of DNA-templated transcription. Gene Ontology annotation, molecular function: DNA-binding transcription factor activity; hydrolase activity, acting on acid anhydrides, in phosphorus-containing anhydrides; ATP binding. The transcript is spliced from 9 exons. The record is from RefSeq and is a predicted model, not a curated record. Gene Ontology annotation, cellular component: membrane; nucleus. NCBI's taxonomy places the organism in Eukaryota, Fungi, Ascomycota, Sordariomycetes, Hypocreales, Bionectriaceae. The coding region runs from base 1 to 4464 and encodes 1487 amino acids.